AUGAGUGGACGUCUGCCAUCGUUGAAGGAUUCUUCUGGAGGAAAGGCAUCUUUGAAGUUCAAGCCCAAAAUGGUGGCUAGAAGAUCGAAAGAAGAGAGAGAUGCAUCGGUGCCCAAAGUUAAGGUUGAGGAGGUUGGCAAACCUAGAAAUGAUAAGGCCAAGACAACAAGAAGACCUAACAAUCAGCAGCAGAAGCGUGUUCCAAGAUACUUGCAGAAUACGCAUGUGGUCUCAUCAGGGCCUUUAGCAGCAGGCAACUUUGUGGAAUCAAGCAGAAGUGAUAUGAGACGCGGGUUCGUUAAAAUGGAUGGAAGUGGGAGUUCACUGGUUCAGAAAGGGUUGCAAACCAUUGAAAAUGAUGCAGGUGAGUCAGAAGAUGAAGAUGAUGAUAAGGAAAGCAAGAACAAGUCUAAGUUUAAUAUGGGGAGGGAGUAUUCAGUCCAUGAACAUGCAGAGGAUGAACCUUCUGAUGUGAGUGAUGCUGAGCUGGACGAACAAGAAGUACAAGCCAGAAUGAUCGAACAGAUGUUCCCAGUGAGGCCUGUGCGAAUUAGACACGAGGAUGUCGAAGCAGUGAAGAAAGAAAUUCAGGAUUCAUUGACUGAGACUUCGACUCGUGAACCAACUCCAAGUGUUCCAUCUUUGGAGAAGAUAAAGGUUGAAGAUGAUUCUAUGAAUUUAAAUAAUACAUUAAGAGAUAAGGAGGAAGAGUUGAAAGAAAAACUGAAUAAGUUAAAUAUCACAUCUGUUGACGAGGAAGAAGUUGCAGCUGAGGCAGCUCAAUUAAUAAGUGAUUAUAAGCAUAUAGUGCAAAAACUUGAAAAAAUAAACAAUAAACCAGAAAAAUUCGUCAUGUUCCAAUUUCCAUAUAGGUUGCCUCAAUUUGAAGAUCUAACACUGAAAAAGGAAGACAAAACUGGCGAAGAACUACCUGCUGCUGGUGAUAAAGGAAAGAAAGACGAUGCAGCCAAGUUCAAGAAAAGGGAGGCUAAGACUGAUGUCAAAGCCACCACUAUCGAAAGUAAAAGUAUUCCACAAAGUGAGCUCACAGGUAAUAUUGGUUCUAUCAGAGUACAUAAAUCAGGUAAGCUAUCAAUAAAGAUAGGUGAUGCCGUAAUGGACAUCAGCAGAGGGUCAGAAACCACUUUCCUACAAGAUGUAAUAGCACUCGACGAAAAUGAAGAACAUCCGGGUGUCGAAUUGAUGGGUAGAAUUAGUGGUAAAUUCGUGGUCACCCCAAAAAUUUAA
This is a messenger RNA of Kazachstania africana CBS 2517, 1248 nucleotides long. It is a transcript of the gene RPC53, whose product is annotated as DNA-directed RNA polymerase III subunit C53. The record is from RefSeq and is a predicted model, not a curated record. Gene Ontology annotation, molecular function: DNA binding. Lineage: Eukaryota; Fungi; Ascomycota; Saccharomycetes; Saccharomycetales; Saccharomycetaceae. Gene Ontology annotation, cellular component: RNA polymerase III complex. Gene Ontology annotation, biological process: transcription by RNA polymerase III. The transcript has a single exon. Bases 1 to 1248 code for a protein of 415 amino acids.